Molecule: messenger RNA, 389 nt
Organism: Coffea arabica (coffee)
Lineage: Eukaryota; Viridiplantae; Streptophyta; Magnoliopsida; Gentianales; Rubiaceae
Source: RefSeq, a predicted model, not a curated record
UAAGAUAUCGGAGAUGGCUAAAUCUCAAUUUAGCUGCGCAACCUUCUUUGCCCUGCUCAUCUGCUUCCUCCUCCUCGUACCAAAUAAGAUGCCAAUGGCUGAAGCUAAAUUUUGCAAGAGGCCUGCCGAGCACUAUUCAGGGACAUGUUACCCUAACCGGUGCUACAGUUAUUGCAAAUCUAAAGAGCAUGCUUACUCCGGAGAAUGUAUUUGGACUGGCAAUGGUCAUCAUCGUCAUUAUGCUUGCUACUGUGUCUACAAUUGUUGAAAGCCUACUAUUUGCUACAAUUUGCACCGUACUUUGUAAUGAAAUAAAGGCCAACAAUUCACUAGAAUUGCAUAUGUGCCGGCAAUAGUUGUUGUUCCUAUGUCAGUCAGUUGCCAAUAAC